CCUGCUCGCUCGCUGCCCUCUCUUCUCCCAGGCGCUGAUGUGUUACUAACUUCAGCCUGCACGUCUGGUAAAAUGUUUGGUUUCGGAUCAAAACUCCUGCUUCUUUUCCUGCUGGCCUUCCCCUGCGGAUUAAUAUCAGUCGGUCAAGUCUCUGCACAGUCAGACUCCGCCGAGGACGCUGCUGAUGAUGCAGAUGCUGCAGUAGACGAGGAGGAAGAUGAAGACGAGAUGGCUGUCGGAGAAGAUCAGAUUCAAAACAUGGACGGAGGUGAAGAUGACGCUGAUGAAGCGGCUGAAAAACUCGUAACUUCGCACCCCGAUGCCGACACUACCAUCAUCUUCACGACAGGCGAAGAGUUUCCAGCCAAUGAAAUUGUGAGGUUCCUUGUGGGUUUCACCAAUAAAGGAGGUCAGACUUUCACGGUUCAGUCGCUGGAGGCUUCUUUCCGUUAUCCACAAGAUUUCCAGUUCUACAUUCAGAAUUUCACAGCGUUGCCCCUGAACACGGCCGUCCAGCCCCAGGCUCAGGCCUCCUUUGAGUACUCGUUCAUCCCGGCUCAGCCCAUGGCCGGACGGCCCUUUGGUCUGGUCAUCCUCCUCAACUACGUGGAUCCUGAGGGCAACACGUUCCAGUCGGCCAUUUACAACCAGACUGUCACCAUAACGGAGCGAGAAGAGGGACUGGAUGGAGAAACAAUGUUCAUGUACGUGUUCCUGGGUGGGCUGGUUUCCCUGCUACUCUUUGGGAUGUAUCAGGUUCUGGAGAACAGAACGAGGAAACGGCUUCCUGUGAAAAUAGAGAAGGGCACGACUGGUGUGAACGACGUAGACAUCAGCUGGAUUCCUCAGGAGACUCUUAACGCCAUGAAACCUUCGCCGAAAACAUCUCCACGGAAACGAACCAAAAGGGCAGCCGGGGUCGACCAGUAAGCCCGACUCGUCAUACUGGGCAAAAGCCACAUUCCCAUUCACUAAGGAUCGACAGUUUGAAGCCUAUGGACCGGCUCUCAUCAGAGCGCGGCCAUUAAACACUAACAGGACAUUUAACCAAGUUUUAAAGCUGCAUUUUUGUAAAAUCAUGGUUUAAGCAGUGAAAUCUGCAGACUGCCAUAUGGAUGCUGUGAUGCCUGAGCUGAAUGUGGAGGUUUAAAUAAAUCAGAUAAAUUGACUUGAAACCAGAAGUAUUGAAUUUGUCUAUUGAAUAGAUCGAGUUUCUGUCAAUCCAGCGCCUUUGUGCCUUAUUUGCACCCUAAGUUUGCUGCCCUGCAAAGAGUGAAUUGUAAACUCCAAUGUGUCCUUCUGGUUUUAAAACUGUGACUUUUAAAACGGGACUUUUGUUUUUAGAUGUUUCUUUAAGAGAGUAAUAACGGCAGCUGCAUGUCCUAUGACAAUCUUCUCCCAGCGUUUCCAUGGGCUUGUUUACCUGUUUUUUUAUUUUCUCCCCCUCGAAGAUGGAGGCUCCUUCAGCAUUUCAGCCUCGUUACGCGGCGUCAUCGUAGCUCUCAGGUUGUUUGCUGUCAUUUUUAUAAAACCACCUUUUGAAAAAGCAAUAAAAGAACAAAGAAGGUG
This is a messenger RNA of Xiphophorus hellerii (green swordtail), 1569 nucleotides long. RefSeq names its product translocon-associated protein subunit alpha-like. Lineage: Eukaryota; Metazoa; Chordata; Actinopteri; Cyprinodontiformes; Poeciliidae. Bases 73 to 930 code for a protein of 285 amino acids. Gene Ontology annotation, cellular component: endoplasmic reticulum membrane; endoplasmic reticulum. The transcript is spliced from 9 exons. The record is from RefSeq and is a predicted model, not a curated record.